Molecule: messenger RNA, 1641 nt
Organism: Selaginella moellendorffii
Lineage: Eukaryota; Viridiplantae; Streptophyta; Lycopodiopsida; Selaginellales; Selaginellaceae
Product: pentatricopeptide repeat-containing protein At2g35030, mitochondrial
Exons: 1
Coding region: 1-1641 (546 amino acids)
Biological process (GO): RNA modification
Molecular function (GO): RNA binding; protein binding
Source: RefSeq, a predicted model, not a curated record
AUGGAUAAUUUACCAGAUAGAUAUCUUCAGUGGAUGGCCAAGAACAUGAAAAAAUCCACCUCAGGGAACUUUGCCAACAACAUUCUUGCAAAACGGACUGAGCAACCAUCAAUUCCAUUGGAAGCUGAUGCUCUUCGCAGCAGACUUGUAAAUCAGCUCUGCCACUGCGCUGCAACAAAGGAUCUGGUUGAGGGAAAACGUCUCCAUUCGUUGAUUCUCACCUCGUUCGAGCUCCAGCAUGAUCGUUUCCUGCUUAACACACUGCUCCAAAUGUAUGGCAAAUGUGGUGAUAUUGCAGCCGCGUGCCGUGUCUUCGAUCAGAUCAAGGAUCCCAAUGUAUUCUCCUCUGCAAUCUUGAUCGCUGCAUUUGCCAAUAACGGGCAUCUUGAGGGCGCACUCCCUGUCUUUGAAAGAAUGCGUGAGUGUGAUAUAGUUUCCUUCAACACAAUUCUCCAAGCUCUUGCGCAGCACUCCAAGCUCGAUCAAGCAAAAGUUCUGUUUGACUCUAUGCCCGAGCACAACACUGUCUCCGGCAACACUAUUCUAUCUGCAUAUGCCCAAAGUGGGCAUUAUUCUUAUGCAGAGGCAGUGUUCGAAUCCAUGCCUCGUGUGGAUACCAUCACAUGUACCGCCAUGGCGUCGGCGUAUUCCGCCUCCGGGAAACUCGAGCAGGCAAAGGCACUGCUGAAUCUUAUCCCUGAAAAAGACUGCGUUGCAUGGAACGUGACCCUAACUGCAUAUGCCGCUGAGGGGAAUCUGGAGAGAUGUAAGCAAAUCUUUCUGGAUAUGCCCGAAAAGGACGUAGUAUCAUGGACAGCGCUGCUCCAGGCUUAUUCCUUGGCCGGUGACGUAGAAGCAGCAGCAUGGGCGUUUGAUUCCAUGCCCGAGCACGAUAGCAUCGCUUCAUCGAAUAUGCUUCAUGCAUUUGCCAGCUCCGGGCAUCUGGCAGACGCGAGGGCAGUGUACGACCGUGCGCCAGGGCCAAGCACCGCCGCCGGCAACGCCAUGGUGGCGGCAUAUGGUAUGCACGGUGACGUGCACGCUGCCCUGGCCACCUUCUAUGCGAUGCCGUACGCAAACGUUACGUCGUGGAACGCUGUCUUGCACGCACUUGCCUACGGUACGGGCGUGCAUGAGGCGGGGAGAUUCUUCGUACGGAUCCCUGUGUGGGAUGUGGUCUCGUGGAACACGAUGAUCGUGAGCUAUGCCCACUCGGGCAAUGGGAAGAACGCGAUCGAUCUCUUCCGGAAGAUGGGGCUUCUCGGGAUCCAUCCAAACGAGAUCACCCUGCUGGGCGUGCUUCUCGCGUGUAGCCACAUUGGGAGAUUGCGGGAGGGCUGGAGGAUCUUGGCGGCGAUGGAGGACGAUUUCGGCGUGAAUCGCAGCGUCGAUCACUACUGUGCGAUGGCCGACGCCGCGGGGAGAAUUGGGCAGAUCGGAAUCGCCGAGCGGCUCAUCCAGGAGAUGCCGUUCGAUGCCGACAAUGCCGCCUGGGGCUGCCUGCUGGGGUCGUGCUUGAUCCACAGCGAUCUGGAGCGAGGCGCUGCCGCGGCGAAGCGGCUGCUGGAGCUGGAUCCUGGGAGUGCCGCUGGGCACGUCCGAUUAAGCAACGUCUUUGCUCCUCGGAGCCAAAAAUUCUAG